Molecule: messenger RNA, 504 nt
Organism: Encephalitozoon cuniculi GB-M1
Lineage: Eukaryota; Fungi; Microsporidia; Unikaryonidae
Exons: 1
Coding region: 1-504 (167 amino acids)
Source: RefSeq, marked provisional
AUGAAUAGUCUCUUGGCGGGGCUUCUCUUGGCCUCAGAAAUCUUGUGUUUUUCGCAGGAAAUAAUUUCUACAAACUGCUCCAAAGGCAUCAUCCGAUACACAACCACACAUCGGUCACCACACCUUCUUGCAGUCGAAUACCCCUCAAACGUGAUUCCACACCUGAUAUCCACACCGGUCUACAGAAUUAUUGAGGAGAAACUGUCUACCAUUGUCAUCUUCCGUCUGGAAGGUAAGAGGGUACUGAAUGUUCCUUAUGAAAAGAACCUGUGCAGGGUCUGGGAGUGUUCGCCUUACAUCGAUGAGGGUGUUGUGAUCAAGGCCGUAGGGGCCAUUGGGAACAGGGUUGUUUGGAAGGACAGUGUUGUUGAUUGGGUUGUGAUUCCAGACUUUACUAUGCAGUUUGUGGCGUUCAACAGCUUCGGAAUACUUCUUACACUCAUAAUGAAGGUGUACUGUGACCCGGAGAAUGUUUUUCAGAGGACGGGAGGCCCCACGGAUUAA